This is a messenger RNA of Spea bombifrons (plains spadefoot toad), 1745 nucleotides long. RefSeq names its product 4-hydroxyphenylpyruvate dioxygenase (gene HPD). Lineage: Eukaryota; Metazoa; Chordata; Amphibia; Anura; Pelobatidae. The transcript is spliced from 14 exons. Gene Ontology annotation, molecular function: 4-hydroxyphenylpyruvate dioxygenase activity. The record is from RefSeq and is a predicted model, not a curated record. Gene Ontology annotation, cellular component: endoplasmic reticulum membrane; Golgi membrane. Gene Ontology annotation, biological process: L-tyrosine catabolic process. The coding region runs from base 19 to 1200 and encodes 393 amino acids.
ACCAGAUUGUCUAAAACAAUGACUUCAUAUACGGACAAAGGAGAAAAGCAUGAACAAGGUCGCUUCCUAAGUUUUCACUCAAUAACACUAUGGGUGAGCAAUGCAAAACAGGCAGCAUCAUUUUAUUGCAAUAAAUUGGGAUUUGAACCAUGGGCAUACAAAGGCCUAGAGACAGGCUCCCGGGAUCUGGUAUCUCAUGUUGUGAAGCAGGACAAGAUAAUAUUUAUAUUUGUAUCUGCACUUACCCCAGGCAAUGAAGAAUUUGGAGCCCAUUUGCAGAAGCAUGGUGAUGGUGUGAAAGAUGUGGCCUUCGAAGUAGAGGACUGUGACUUUCUUGUGCAGAAAGCAAGGGAGCACGGAGCUCUGAUCGUGAAGGAACCAUGGAUUGAAGAAGACAAAUAUGGCAAAGUGAAGUUUGCAGUUAUUCAAACGUAUGGAGAUACAACACAUACUCUGGUAGAGAAACUGGACUAUACUGGCAUAUUCCUACCCGGCUUUGAACCUCCUUUGUUUAGAGAUCCGCUUCUUCCAAAAUUACCCUGUUGCAAAUUACAUUUCAUAGACCAUGUUGUGGGAAAUCAACCAGAUGGUGAUAUGGUUCCAGUUACUGAAUGGUACCAGAAAACCCUCCUGUUUCAUCGCUUCUGGUCAGUGGAUGACAAGCAGCUUCACACAGACUUUAGCGCUCUCCGCUCUAUUGUGGUUGCCAAUUAUGAAGAGACCAUCAAAAUGCCAAUAAAUGAACCUGCCCCGGGGAAAAGAAAGUCCCAAAUUCAGGAAUAUGUGGAUUACUAUGGUGGCCCAGGCGUGCAACACAUUGCCCUAAAUAGUUCUGACAUAAUUGCAGCUAUUACCAGUUUAAAAGAAAGAGGCAUGGAGUUUAUGUCUGUUCCAUCCACUUAUUAUCAAACGCUAAGAGAGAACCUGAAAGUGGCCAAGAUCCAAGUGAAGGAGAAUAUUGAUAAGCUGGAGGAACUGAAGAUUUUGGUGGAUUACGACGAGAAAGGUUAUUUGCUGCAGAUCUUCACCAAACCAGUUCAGGACAGACCAACUCUGUUUCUGGAGGUUAUCCAACGACACAAUCACCAGGGCUUCGGAGCUGGAAAUUUUAGGUCAUUGUUUCAAGCCAUUGAAGAAGACCAAGCGGCCCGAGGAAACCUCACAGUCCUGACACCAAAUGGUGACCUGGAAUUUCUCUAAACUUGGAAGUCCAAGAUUUGCUAAACAAGCCCACAUUUUGCAUGGUCUAAUUAUUAAUAAACGAUACAGAGUGGUCCUAAAGCCAACUCUUUUAAUCACUUGGCAGAAAAACUAGAGCUCUCCGACAUUUAAAAAGCAAGGUUUCUAAAAACAUUAGAUAUAUUUCAUUCACUGCUGUAUAAUAUAGAGUCUGCCCCAGUAAAAAAGCAACCCUGCAUUUAAUGAAGGUUUAGUUAAGUAUUAACUAAGUCUGUAGAUCACCGUCCAAUAUUUUAACGGGCUGGAUUUACCUUUCACGUGCAGCAGGUAAAAGAGGCUUAAUGCAUGGUGCGGAGCACACAAUCUCAACAUAUCAGCGCAAAAUAUUAUUCCAUCGUGCUCCCUAUCUUGUAACAAAUGAUUUUGUAAAUAUGGGCCAUAGACCUAAGAACCAGGACCUUGCCGUCACAUACUAACCAAUGCAAUAUAAAUUUAGUAACACAUGUAUUAAUAUAAUAUGAUGCAUGUCAUAUAACAUGUUAACAAUUAAACAUAGAAACACUGCA